UGGCAGAAGGGGUGGGAAUUGAGGGAAAUGUAGAGAGAGCAUGAAAUGAGCUAUUGUGUUUUAUGUCAUGUUGUUACCAACUAAGGAAUCAAAGAAUCUUUACUGAGUUUUAGACUUGUUGUAAUAGAAGAAGAAAAAAAGAAGACCUACAAGAGUCAAACAAGAGAGUGACAUGGUCAAACUUGUCUUUUAGAUUUUAUCCAUCAAAGGAAAAAAAAAAAGAUAAUGUGGUGCUGGAAUCGUCUUACAAGAACAUUACAAAAUCUUGCUGCCGGUUUACUUCGGCUUUUGUAGCUUGGUAGAUCAGGCUGCAAAUUGAGGUUAGCAAGUUAGUUGGACAUGAAUUUGCUGGUGAGAACAUGCUCGAGCCAAGGGAAACCGACAUUCCUGUUUUGUUUUUGGUCUUGGUAGUGCUUCCCCUGGUUUCUUAUAUCCUUCUAGGCAAAUGGAAUGAGGCAGCCAAAAAGAAAGAGAGGGCUGGUCUGCUGGCUCAACGGGCUGCUGAAGAAGCAUUUAAGGGAGAAACUUUGCCUGCUGUAAGUACUAUCCCUAUCCCCCUCGUGCCUUUGCCAAACAGUGCAAUUCAUCAGUGUGCAAGAUGCCAUAGUCCAGCCACAACUCGCUGCUCUCAGUGCAAAUCUGUUCGAUACUGUUCAGGGAAGUGUCAGAUUCUCCAUUGGAGACAGGUUCACAAGUUAGAGUGUCUUCCAUUGGGUAACAACUGCAACAACUCAUUCUCUAAGCCUAUAUUGACUGAUGAAUUCCCGGGACAAGUGUCAUUUGAUAGCUAUAUUGAAGCGCAGUACAGCGAUAACAACCUAAAUCAGACAUGGCUUGGCAAAACUUCUCCAGAUGAUGUCACUGACACACCUACUAUCACACCGCUUGCCCCUAUUUCUGUUAGUGUGGCAAUGGAUACAUCAGUAGCUCCAAAAGUUGGGAGACGACCUGUAGACAAGAGAGCAUAUAAAGGCAGUAGAGACAUAUUAAGAAGAGGGGAAAGAACCAUGUCCGAGAGUUCUGAGCAAGAGUCUUCAACAGAACUUUCUAUGAACCAGAAGUCCAGAGAAAGUGAUUCCAUGCUUUCGGAACAUGAUAGCAUCGUGGAUGAGUUCAAUAGUGAACAUGGUGAUUUAAUGAAUACAAUGGGAGAAAGCCAUAUGUUACAAAAGCAAAGAGACCGCAUCUCAAGAAAUCAUCGUCACGUUUCAAGUUCAAUGAAUCUAGAAGGCCAUGAAACGAGUGCAUCCAAGAAUCAGAAGGAGUUAAUUGAUGAAGAAAGUCUUCCACAAGAAGGCGUCGUUACCAGCAAUUGUGCUUCUGGAAAGAUUCCAACAAGGAGAAGCAGUAGAGCUAAAACUGCAUCACAUUCUCAAGGAACAAAGUCCCAUAAAACGCCAAAAUCAAGAGAAGAAAUGUGUUCAGGUUCGGAAGGGAAGGACCAGAAUAUCGACGAGUCGAAAAAUGCUAGAAGAAAGGAUGCCGUCCCUUCACAAGCGGGCAGUGGGGUUGCAAACUUGGGAAUUAUGAGAAUGUUUGGUCUUGUUAAAUCAUCAAGACAUCAAUCUUUAGAAUCCAGGGCUGACAAACACAAGAAACUAAAGAUGCUGUUUCCUUAUGAAGAAUUUGCGAAGCUAUUUGAAUAUGAAGACUUCACUUUGUUGCCUAGAGGCCUCGUAAAUUGCGGGAAUAGUUGUUAUGCCAAUGCUGUCUUGCAGUGUCUGAUGUGCACAAAGCCUUUAACAAUCUACCUACUUCGCAGAUCACAUUCUAGAACUCACUGCCGGAGAGAUUGGUGCCUUAUGUGUGAACUUGAGCAACAUGUGAUGAUGUUAAGAGAAAGUGGAGGUCCUCUGUCGCCAAGCAGGAUUCUUAAUCAUAUGCGGAGCAUUAAUGGCCAGAUUGGCAAUGGCAGUCAGGAAGAUGCUCAUGAGUUUUUAAGGUUUCUUGUUGCUUCCAUGCAAUCUAUCUGUUUGGAGGCAUUAGGUGGAGAAAAUGCUGUCGAUCCAAGAUUGCAGGAAACAACCUUUAUACAACACACUUUUGGAGGGCGACUUAGAUCUAAGGUCAAAUGUCUGAGAUGCCACCACGUGUCGGCGUGCUAUGAAAAUAUCAUGGAUCUCUCAUUAGAGAUCUUUGGUUGGGUUGAGUCACUUGAAGAUGCAUUAACACAGUUUACAAGUCCGGAAGAUCUUGAUGGGGAAAACAUGUAUAGAUGCGGAAGGUGUGGUGGUUACGUUCGUGCACAAAAACAGUUGAGCAUACAGGAGGCUCCAAAUAUCUUGACUAUUGUCUUGAAGAGAUUCCAGGAAGGAAGUUAUGGGAAGAUAAAUAAGUGCAUUUCUUUUCCGGAUAUGCUGGAUAUGAUCCCAUUUAUGACUGGGACAGAUGACAUUCCUCCACUUUACAUGCUUUAUGCUGUUGUUGUGCACGUGGAUACCUUAAAUGCAUCAUUUUCUGGGCAUUACAUAUCCUACGUGAAGGAUCUACAUCGACAAGGCAAUUGGUUCAGGAUUGAUGAUACUGAGGUACACCCUGUAUCCAUGAGCCAGGUGAUGUCAGAAGGAGCAUAUAUCUUAUUUUAUAAGAGAUCAUCUCCACGGCCAGCAAGAAAGAGUAGCCGAAGACAAGCUCCAGGAAUUGCCAAGCACUGCCCACCAAAAUCGACAAAGCAGACAAAAGCAGAUCAUCUAUUUGUUGGUGUGGAUCCUCAUACAAAUCAUAGACCGGCACUGAAUGCUAAUAAAAAUAGACCACCGGUUGUGGGAACCUAUACUGAGUCAAUGGGCACAGAGUUUUCUGAUGCUACAUCAAGUGAUUGGUCACUCUUUACAAGCUCAGACGAAGCGUCAUUUACCACUGAGAGUACUAGAGACUCUUUUAGUACUGUUGAUUACGCGGAUGCAAGCGCUUCUGAUCCAUUCUCUUCGAUCAUCAACAGCUUAUGCGCAUCAGAGUAUUCCUCUAACAGAACUGUCGCGUGUAGUAUGUUUUCAAGCAGUAAACCACAUACAAGAUUCUUUUCAGAAAGGAAGGGUUCUGUUUUGUAUUCAAGUGAUCAAGUCCACGGAGAUAGACUUCCGAAACAGGUCACUGUUCCUUAUUCUGAAGGUUUUCGUAGUGAUAGUAGUACCAAUGUACAUGUAAAAUAUGGUAGUGAGCCUAGAUGUGGACCUCAUCAAACUUACUAUCCAUCUAGUGUUUAGUUUCUUGGGAUUCCAAGUCAUUAUAUGUCUGAAAUAGCUAGGUACAAGUUGUGCUUCUAUUUUGCCAAUCAAUAUUUCAUUGAAUGGGAGCACAUCAAUCAUUUGUCAGUUCAAGGGAACAAGUGAUCCUUUUUUAGUAAUUCGAAGUUGUACAUAUGCUUGCUGUGGCUAA
Lycium barbarum (goji berry) is the source of this 3378-nucleotide messenger RNA. Its product is annotated as ubiquitin carboxyl-terminal hydrolase 15. Gene Ontology annotation, molecular function: cysteine-type deubiquitinase activity; cysteine-type endopeptidase activity. The transcript is spliced from 14 exons. The record is from RefSeq and is a predicted model, not a curated record. Bases 360 to 3206 code for a protein of 948 amino acids. Gene Ontology annotation, cellular component: nucleus; cytosol. Gene Ontology annotation, biological process: protein deubiquitination. Lineage: Eukaryota; Viridiplantae; Streptophyta; Magnoliopsida; Solanales; Solanaceae.